This is a messenger RNA of Phacochoerus africanus (Common warthog), 6301 nucleotides long. RefSeq names its product ADAM metallopeptidase with thrombospondin type 1 motif 17 (gene ADAMTS17). Gene Ontology annotation, cellular component: extracellular matrix. Gene Ontology annotation, biological process: proteolysis; extracellular matrix organization. The coding region runs from base 100 to 3537 and encodes 1145 amino acids. Lineage: Eukaryota; Metazoa; Chordata; Mammalia; Artiodactyla; Suidae. The transcript is spliced from 24 exons. The record is from RefSeq and is a predicted model, not a curated record. Gene Ontology annotation, molecular function: metalloendopeptidase activity.
UUUUCCAAAGGCUGGAGGGCUUCACUCCGGCUGGCGCCGCCGCCUCGCGCGCUCCUGUUCCGCCGCGACCGUCAAGGGGGGCUGCUCCUCCCAAGUACCAUGUGUGACGGCGCCCUGCUGCCUCCCCUUGUCCUGCCCUUGCUGCUGCUGCUGGUUUGGGGACUGGACUCGGGUGCAGCGGUCGGCGACGCGGCGGCCGACGUGGAGGUGGUGCUCCCGCGGCGGGUGCGCCCAGACGCCGUGCACCUGCCGCAGCUGCCUGGCGCCCCAGGGCCCCGAAGACGUCGGCGACCCCGCGCGCCCCCCGCUGCCCCGCGUGCCCGGCCUGGCGAGCGCGCCCUGCUGCUGCACCUGCCGGCCUUCGGGCGCGACCUGUACCUGCAGCUGCGUCGCGACCUGCGCUUUCUGUCCGGCGGUUUCGAGGUGGAGGAGGCUGGCGAAGCAGGGCGCCGUGGACGCCCCGCCGAACUGUGCUUCUACUCGGGCCGCGUGCUGGGCCACCCCGGCUCCCUCGUCUCGCUCAGCACUUGCGGCGGCGGCCUGGUUGGACUCAUCCAGCUUGGGCAGGAGCAGGUGCUAAUCCAGCCCCUCAACAGUUCCCAGGGACAGGAGCAUCUGAUCAGGCGCAGAUGGUCCUUGACGCCCAGCCCCUCAGCCGAGGCCCAGAUGCCGGGGCAGCCCUGCAAGGUCCUCACAGAAAAAAAGAAGCCAAAGAGGGGCCGGCUAUCAAGAGACUGGCGGGGGCGGAGGAGUGCCAUCCGGCUGACCAAUGAACACACAGUGGAGACGCUGGUGGUGGCCGAUGCCGACAUGGUGCAGUACCACGGGGCAGAGGCUGCCCAGAGGUUCAUCCUCACCGUCAUGAACAUGGUGUACAAUAUGUUUCAGCACGAAAGCCUUGGAAUUAAAGUUAACAUUCAAGUCACCAAGCUUGUCCUGCUACGACAGCGUCCUGCCAAGUUGUCCAUUGGGCACCAUGGUGAGCGGUCACUGGAGAGCUUCUGUCACUGGCAGAAUGAGGAGUACGGAGGCGCACGCUACCUCGGCAACAAUCAGGUUCCAGGAGGCAAGGAUGAUACACCCCCUGUGGAUGCCGCUGUAUUCGUGACCAGGACAGAUUUCUGCGUACAUAAAGACGAACCUUGUGACACCGUUGGAAUUGCUUACUUAGGAGGUGUGUGCAGUGCUAAGAGGAAAUGUGUGCUUGCCGAGGACAAUGGCCUCAAUUUGGCCUUUACCAUCGCUCAUGAGCUGGGCCACAACUUGGGGAUGAACCAUGACGACGAACACUCCUCCUGCGCUGGCAGGUCUCACAUCAUGUCGGGAGAGUGGGUGAAAGGCCGGAACCCUAGCGACCUCUCCUGGUCCUCCUGCAGUCGAGAUGACCUUGAAAACUUCCUCAAGUCCAAAGUCAGCACCUGUUUGCUGGUCACAGAUCCCAGGAGCCAGCAUGCUGUGCGCCUCCCGCACAAGCUGCCGGGCAUGCACUACAGCGCCAACGAGCAGUGCCAGAUCCUAUUUGGCACCAACGCCACCUUCUGUAGAAACCUGGAGCAGCAUCUGAUGUGUGCGGGAUUGUGGUGCCUGGUGGAAGGAGAUACAUCCUGCAAGACCAAGCUGGACCCUCCCUUGGACGGCACAGAGUGUGGGGCAGACAAGUGGUGCCGCGCAGGGGAGUGUGUGAGCAAGACGCCCAUCCCAGAGCACGUGGACGGAGACUGGAGCCCUUGGGGUGCCUGGAGCAUGUGCAGCCGCACAUGCGGCACAGGAGCCCGCUUUCGGCAGAGGAAAUGCGACAACCCUCCCCCAGGGCCUGGAGGCACACACUGCUUGGGCGCCAGUGUGGAGCAUGCAGUCUGUGAGAACCUUCCUUGCCCCAAAGGUCUGCCCAGCUUCCGAGACCAGCAGUGCCAGACACAUGACCGGCUAAGCAGCAAGAAGAAGGGCCUGCUGACAGCAGUGGUGGUUGAUGAUAAACCAUGCGAACUCCACUGCUUGCCCCUUGGGAAGGAGUCUCCGCUGCUGGUGGCCGACAGGGUUCUGGAUGGCACGCCCUGCGGACCCUACGAGACUGACCUCUGUGUGCACGGCAGGUGCCAGAAAAUCGGCUGUGAUGGCAUCAUCGGGUCUGCAGCCAAAGAAGACCGGUGUGGAGUCUGCAGUGGGGACGGCAAGACCUGCCGUGUGGUGAAAGGUGACUUCAGCCACUCUCGGGGCACAGUCAAGAAUGAUCUUUGUACGAAGGUGUCCACGUGUGUGAUGGCAAAGGCCGUUCCCAAGUGUUUCUCAUGUUAUAUUGAAGCUGUCAUCAUUCCAGCUGGAGCGCGAAGGAUCCGCGUGGUGGAGGAUAAACCUGCUCACAGUUUUCUGGCUCUCAAAGACUCCAGUAAGAGAUCCAUCAACAGUGACUGGAAGAUAGAGCUCCCUGGAGAAUUCCAGAUUGCAGGCACGACGGUCCGCUAUGUUAGAAGGGGCCUGUGGGAGAAAAUUUCCGCCAAGGGACCAACCAAAAUGCCACUGCAUUUGAUGGUGUUGUUAUUUCAUGACCAAAAUUAUGGAAUUCAUUACGAAUACACCAUUCCUGUAAACUACACUGCUGAAAAUCAAAGUGAGCCAGAAAAACCUCAGGACUCCUUGUUCAUCUGGACCCACAGCGGCUGGGAGGGGUGCAGUGUGCAGUGUGGAGGAGGAGAACGCAGAACUAUUGUAUCCUGCACACGGAUUGUUAACAAGACCACGACUCUGGUGAACGACAGUGACUGUCCUCAGGCUAGCCGUCCGGAGCCCCAGGUCCGCAGGUGCAACUCGCACCCAUGCCAGUCACGGUGGGUGGCAGGCCCAUGGAGCCCCUGCUCAGCCACCUGUGAGAAAGGUAUCCAGCAUCGGGAAGUGACCUGCGUGUACCAGCUGCAGAACGGCACACACGUCGCCACUCGGCCCCUCUACUGCCCGGUCCCACGGCCAUCGCCAGUGCAGAGCUGCGAAGGCCAGGACUGUCUGUCCAUCUGGGAGGCGUCCGAGUGGUCACAGUGUUCUGCCAACUGCGGGAAAGGGACACGGAAACGAACUGUGACAUGCACCAACUCACAAGGAAAAUGCGAUGCGUCCAGGAGACCAAGAGCCGAGGAGGCCUGCGAGGACUACUCCGGCUGCUACGAGUGGAAAACCGGGGGCUGGUCUAAGUGCUCGUCAACCUGUGGGAAGGGCCUGCAGUCCCGUGUGGUCCAGUGCAUGCACAAGGUCACAGGGCGCCAUGGCAAUGAGUGCCCCGCCCUCUCUAAGCCGGCAGCCUACAAACAGUGCCACCAAGAAGUCUGCAAUGACAAGAUCAACGUGAACACGAUCACCUCCCCUCGCCUAGCCGCCCUGACCUACAAAUGCACACGGGACCAGUGGACAGUGUAUUGCAGGGUCAUCCGAGAAAAGAACCUCUGCCAGGAUAUGCGAUGGUACCAGCGCUGCUGCCAGACAUGCAGGGACUUCUACGCAAACAAGAUGCGCCAACAGCCACCACUGCCGCCACCACCAAGCUCAUGACACGCGGCCCAGUGGUCCCGCGACACUUGGACACGAGCUCUGACUCCUGACGACACGGCUCGUUGAAAGCCCACCCCUACCCCGAGAACAUACCAGCCCUGCGGCCAGGACCCCCUACCCCGACCCCAAAGCACACCCGCUCACCCAGGAGGCUGUCCCAGGAAUCCAGCUGCCUAGAACUUGAGAAUGGACUUGACAUUUGCUUAGUGCUUUUUAUACUUAAUAUAUUGUUAACAGCCACUGGAUGGCUUUCUAUGGUAAGGAAAAAGUAGGCGUGAGUCACAAAAUAGUUGUAGUGUCUAAGGUUCCACGUACCUCAAGGGGGACCCUCCGACAGACGAUGGUCAAGAGAGAUGUCACUGGGUGCCUCUGUCUUGACUUUCCUCUGAUGUUCGAAUUCCCAGUGCUUGAUGUACUAUGGGGGGGAAAAGCCAAAAAAAGGAAACGUUUUACUUUAAAACAGGCUUUAUUCUGAAAGCCGGUGACAGCCCGGAUGGAAGGACAGAUGUCAGGGAGCCUCUGCCAAAGGUUUGUGCGGACAGGGCCGGGCUGCCGGGGCCCUGCUGCCUGCGUCAGAGAUCGUGGUUCCUGGAUCCCUGGCCUUUCCGUGGAAGUCUUGUCCCUGAGGGAUUGAGUCUGUGAACCAGCAAGGAUACUGGGGCCCUGUGGCUCUACACACCACCUGCCUGGGGGAGAAUAUUCCAGAAGGGCUUGGGUUUGGGAGGCAUCUAAUCUUCAGCUCUCUGCUGUCCCCCACUACACAGGGAAACAGAAGAGCCUCUCUUCAAGGUGCUGUGAAACGAAGCCCAUGCUAAUUUUGGCCUUGAGGUUGCUUCCUGGCAUAGAGGUGAGCUCAGGGCAGCCUUGACCCCCUCUGCAUCUGGGACCCCUACUCUAGCCAGUACUUCAUAGAGCUUUGCACCUUACAGAUGGCUUCCCAUCAGCCACCACUGCUGCCACCACCAAGUGGCCAUCUAGUCCACGUUGGUUCUCAGGCUCGGGCCCUGUCGCCUCGCCCUGGCACAGGGUAGGUUUCCUCCAGGGCCACUCAGCCUGGUGUCAGGAUGCGGGGAGGAGCCCCCAGCCAGCAUCGCCGCACACCCACCGAGUCUUCACAUAGCCCAGGCAUCACAGUGCUUGUCAUUGCCAUGCUGUCAUUAUUGUCCCAUCUUAGUAGGGCAAGAAUGACACUCAGCAAACCAUGAAGGAGGGCCUUGCCUCCUACAGUCCCCUUGCCCCUCCAAACAGAGCUGUGCCUCUCUGGAACCCAGGGAGAUGACAAGAGGCCCCUGUGAAAGCACAGAAGAUGGUGGGACCCUUCCCGCCUGGUCGCUAGUGGGGAGGGGACCUGACAUGCCCCGGGAGGUUUGCUUUGCUGAGCAGCCGGAUGGGUGUUUGAUGGGUGCUUGCGUUCAAGGACUUCACCAUGAGAAACCCACCCUCUCCUCCCUUAUUUCAGAGGGGCUCUCACUUAAGCUAAUCUCCACGGGAUCAUCUCCAAGCGUUUCUCGAUUUAUUGGUGCUGUGUUUGUGUAUCUGUGUGUGUGUUUUUAAUGUCACAACUAUAGGGUCAGCUUAAAUCAGAAAGACAGGAAAACAAGCAAACCAAAAAACCUCCCUGCCAUCUCAAGUCUGUCUAAUGGGCUUUUUAGUUUGUGGUUUAGCUACUACUCCAGAGGCAGAGAAGUGGUCAGGCUGGCAAGGAACCGCUUCCAAUCCACUUGAAUCCUUGAGAAAUGUUGAGAAAGCAUCCCAGGUGCUCUGUGGACCCCAGAGGGUGCCAGGAUGGGGCAGCCCACCAGGAUGCCAGUGACCUCCAGCAGCUACCCAGGGCCUGUGCAAAACGCUGUCCUCCCUGCAGACUCCCCAGAGCUCCUCAAAUUCCUGGGGAGCUGGGGAGUCAGUUUCCUCUCAGCCUCAGAGAAGCUGUUCUUUCCCACAAAUGGGCAGAAAGUUCUCAGCCUCUGGGGCUGAGAAGCAGAACCAGGGUGGCUUCGCUUGCUCGACUGCCUGGGAACCAUGGGGCCCACCCCAGGUGGGCAAACACUCAGUGUCUCUGAAUCUCCCCACUGGCUGGCCACCUCGGCUGUCAGCUGGAUGCUCCUGGCAAGAGCCUCGCACCCUCUGAAUGCAAAUGAAUGAUUCUGCCAUCAGUUAGAUAUCCCCUUGGUUCCCCAAAGUGCAGGUCUUUCUGAGUGCCUUUAGCUUAUGCUGGUACCAUUGUUCUGAAGUUCACCAGCCCUGACUUCUCUUCACGGCGCAAGCAAUGACUGAUUUCAGUGAAGCCAUCCUAGCAUUCUUGUUCCACUUUGUACAGAAGACAGUGAACCCCUGUCAUUACAACAGUGACAUUUCCUUAUUGUUAACAAUACCCUGGACUGUCACUCAAGUACUGUACCUUUUUGGUUGCACACAUGUGUUACUAACCACAGUCUCACGAUCUUAUGGUGCUAUUUUCAUUGGUGCAAAUGAAACCUUCUCAGUUGACCAUGGCUUGAUAUUAGACACAGGGAAAGACCCACAAUGGCAAUAAUAUCAUUGCUUUGUUCUCUUUACUUCAUUUCAGAGUCAAAUGUAUAUAUUUUCCACUAGUUAACUUACAUUACGUACUGUACCCAUGGUAUUUUUGUUUUACUUUUUGGUGCUGGUUUGAAAGAAAAAAAAAGAACAGAAGACAAACAUUGGACACCACUGUAAAUGAGAAAUUAAUCAUUUCAUUGGAAGUGAGUUGACUAUGUUUAAUAAAAUGUUUUUCCAUAACAAU